This is a messenger RNA of Sinocyclocheilus grahami, 7903 nucleotides long. Its product is annotated as protein sidekick-1-like. Gene Ontology annotation, molecular function: protein binding. The transcript has 43 exons. NCBI's taxonomy places the organism in Eukaryota, Metazoa, Chordata, Actinopteri, Cypriniformes, Cyprinidae. The record is from RefSeq and is a predicted model, not a curated record. Bases 193 to 6519 code for a protein of 2108 amino acids.
AAGGGAUGUUCGCGGAGCGUGUCGUUCAUUUUGGAGCAGCGUACGGAGACUUGGUCCUUUUGGUUUGAAGGUCUCGUUUGUUUCACUGCUAAAUGCGCUGACGAGGGUGAGAGCUUCCCGAAAGCCGUGAGACAUGAAAGUGAAGCGACCGGGAAAGUCGCGGACUCGGAGCUGAACUCUCCCGCAUGUGGGAUGAAUGAGCAUCGCCUCGUAAAUGCGGCGAAGCAGAGCGCGCACUUUAGGCUUUUCUCACAAACCUCCACAUCUGCCGAGGUUAUAGAUUCCAGCUUUAGCGGGGGUCAGAACCCACUUAUCAAGGGCAAAGUUAACGGGAUUAUUCACCGCGAAGGAAAUAUACAGAAGGUGAUGACUGGGAAAGCAAAGUGCGGGAUGUGGGGUUGGAUUUUUGCCCUUGUGUUCCUUUGGAAUACCCACAUGUUGCGCGCUCAAGACAUCGCUCCGUACUUUAAAACCGAGGCAGGGGGUGCACAGACACACCUGGAGGGGAACAGACUCGUGCUCACCUGUCUGGCUGAGGGCAGCUGGCCGCUGCAGUACAAAUGGAUGAGAAACAGCUCGGAUAUCACUGAAUACACACCAGAGUACAGGUACACGAUUACGUCGUUAAAGCGCGAGGACGCGGGUGUAUAUCAGUGCGCGGUGAGAAACAGGAUGGGAGCGCUGAUCCAGAUGAGGGCCGAUGUUCGCGUGGCUUACAUGGAUAACUUUGCUGAACUGGAACAGAGGAAAACGGUCUCUCAGGGAAGAGCUGCUGUCCUGAAUCCUCCCGCCGUGACCAGUUACCCUCGCCCUCAGGUCACAUGGUUCAGAGACGGCUUUAAGAUCAUUCCUAACCAUCGAGUAGCAAUAACAUUGGACAAUCAGCUUGUGGUUUUGGGGACGGCGGCAGCAGACGCGGGUCGGUAUUAUGUACAGGCCGUUAACGAACGUAAUGGGGAAAACAAAACCAGCCCUUCCAUUUACCUGAGUAUAGCAGGAAAGAGCCAAAAGGUGGAGAGCAAAGAGAGAAGAAAGAAUGAGGACGAAUUAGAAAAACUGUGUGAUUUUUAUUUAAACACAUUGUCAUGCUUCAUGUAUUAUUCAGGGGUUCCCACAACGAAGCUGGAAUGGUUCAAAGAUGCCGUCCACCUCUCCACACUGAACAACCCUCGAUACAAACUCACCUCCUCCUCAAUGGUUCUGCAAGUGCGGAGAAUUCAACCGGACGAUGCUGGAAUUUUCCAGUGCUUCGCUGAAAACACGGCCGGAGAAAUACAGGCAUAUACCAACUUGGUCGUCACAAGCGUGUCGCCAUCUUUCACCACGCCCCCUUCUGACAUCACUGUGACUGAUGGAACGUCAGCUGUCUUCACCUGUGAGACAUCCGGUGCCCCCAAACCUGCCAUUGUUUGGAGGAAAGGUUCUCAGGUGUUAGCGAGCGGAUCGGUGCAGAUGCCUCGUUUCACUCUGCUGGAGUCCGGAGGCUUACGGAUACUCCCCAUAAUGCCGAGCGACGCAGGAAACUAUACGUGCUUGGCAUCUAACUCUGACGGACUGGUCAACACAACAGUGGCCCUGACAGUCUUGAGUCGAACCUUCAUUUCAACACCCCCUGAGGAUCAGCGUGUCAUCAAGGGAACUACCGCUGUGUUGAACUGCGGCGCAAUCCACGACCCCAGAGUCACCGUCAGAUAUGCAUGGAAGAAAGGAACCAAGCCGCUGAGCGUGUCGACUGGUGGGCGAGUGUCAGUGAAGGAAGGUUCGCUCCACAUCAGCCAGACGUGGUCCGGAGACAUCGGAGACUACACCUGCAGGGUCAUCUCACCUGCUGGAAACGACUCGAAAACCGCCCGACUGGAAGUCAUAGAACUUCCCCAUUCUCCACGUAACCUGCAGGUGGCUCUGAAUGAGACAGACAGCAGAACAGUUCUUCUGUCAUGGGUUCGGCCCUUUGAUGGAAACAGUCCUCUCCUGCGUUACAUCAUUGAGCUCUCUGAGAACAAUUCUCCAUGGAAGGUCUACAUGGAUGAUGUUAGUCCAGCACUAACUAAUUUGCUAGUAAUUGGUCUAACGCCAGCAAGAACGUACCAGUUCAGAGUGUGUGCUGUCAAUCAGGUGGGACGUGGACAGUACAGCACUGAGACCAACAGGCUAAUGCUGCGUGAGGAACCACCCAGCGCGCCUCCAAAAAACAUUGUGGCUAGUGGCCGUACCAACCAGAGCAUCAUGGUCCAAUGGCAGCCGCCCCCUGAACCACAGCUCAAUGGAGUCCUGAGGGGCUAUGUGCUCAGGUACAGAUUGGCAGGUCUGCCUGGUGAGUUUCAGCUGAAGAACAUCACCAGUGCAGAGAUUAAUUACUGUCUGAUUGGAGAGCUCAUCAUCUGGACGCAGUAUGAGAUCCAAGUGGCUGCCUACACUGGAGCGGGCCUGGGGGUGUACAGCCAGUCUGUCACUGAGUACACGCUGCAAGGAGUCCCUACAGCGCCCCCACAAGACGUGGAUGCUGUUGCUCUCAACUCCACCACCAUCAAAUUCACCUGGACACCACCCCCCCAACAGUUCAUCAACGGCAUCAACCAGGGAUACAAGCUGCUGGUGUGGCCCGAACACUGUCCGGAAUGCAUUACCAUGGUGACCAUUGCCCCUGAGUUCCACGGGUCACGUCACUAUGGUUACGUUAGCAAUUUAAGAAAGUUCACGUGGUAUGAGACGGCAGUGCUGUGCUUUACCACACCUGGCGAUGGACCAGCUAGCACACCACAGCUCAUCCAGACGCAUACUUACAAACCGGGCCCGGUGACUCAACUGAGCUUUACUGAGAUCUUGGACACAUCUCUGAGGAUCAGCUGGCAGGAACCGGAAGACAAGAACGGCAUUAUCACAGGUUACGUCUUGUGUUGGGAGGAGGCCGGUCAGAACGAAACCCGUGUAUCUCAGACUCUGUCCAAUUCUACGCUGACAUACAAAGUGACCGGGCUCACUUCGCUCACCACAUACACUCUGCAGGUGGCUGCGGGGACACAGGCCGGCACCGGUGCUGCCACCUCGUCGACCAUCUCGACAGGACUGCCGCCAGAGCUUCCUGGUGCACCCUCCAAUCUGGUCAUCUCCAACAUCAGUCCUCGCUCCGCCACCAUAAAGUUCCACCCCGGCAGUUACGGCAAAACCACCAUCUCCAAAUGGAUUGUAGAAGGACAGGUGGGGACUGUGGGUGAGGACGAGGAAUGGAAGGUUCUGUACGAGAUGGACAGUCCACCAGCCUCAGACACUCUGGAGAUUCCCAAUCUCAUCCCAUUUACUCAAUACAGGUUCAGGAUGAAGCAGGUGAACAUUGUGGGUUCAAGUCCCUUCAGUCAGCCUUCUCGUGUAAUGCAGACCCUGCAGUCCAAUCCAGAUGUGGCCCCGACAAAUCUCACAGUGUUUUCUGCUAGUGAAACCAGCCUGAGGAUUCGCUGGGAGCCGCUUCCAGAGGCAGCUUAUAACGGAAAUCCUGAAAGCGUGGGUUACCAGGUACGUGCACAGAGAGCAGACGGGCUUGGGCAGCCCCGGAUGGAGACAGUUUCUGAGCGCUUGUCUCGGGAAGCGACGGUGGAGGGACUUGAGGAGUGGACGGAGUACGAGCUCAGCAUUCAGGCCUUCAAUGUCAUCGGGCCUGGACCCUGGAGCAGUCCUGUGCUGGGCAAAACUAAAGAGUCAGUUCCCUCUGGUGCCCCAGAAAAUGUGAGCGCAGAAGCAAUGAGAUCCACGAGUAUAUUGGUCACCUGGGGUUCGGUCCAUGAACACCAGAAGAAUGGACACAUCCUUGGUUACAAGGUCUUGUACAAAGAAAAAGAUUCAGAGCGGGCUCCCCAGGUCCAGCUGGUGAACGGGAACCAGACUCACUUGCUGCUUUUAAAAAACCUUAGCAAGUUCAUCUUGUAUGAGGUUCAGGUGCUCGCGUUUACACGUGUCGGAGAUGGACCACCCAGCCUGCCCCCCACAGCUGAGAGAACCAAGGAUGAUGUUCCUGGUCCACCUGUAAGGUUGGUGUUUCCAGAGGUGCGUCUCACGUCUGUCAGGGUUGUCUGGCAACCUCCCUCGGAGCCAAACGGCAUCAUUAUGGGUUAUCAAAUUUCUUACCGUUUGGAUAUCAACGACCCCAACAAGUUUACCACGGUUGAGGUGGGAUCCAACGCGCGUCAAUUCACAGUGACAGGACUGAUUCCAGAAUCGGCGUAUGUUUUCCAAAUCACAGCGCGCACUCAAAAGGGCUGGGGACCCCCGGAGGAGGCCAUAGUCAUAACGACAGAAAAAAGAGAGCGGCCACAGCACCCUCGACGGCUCACCGUGCCUCAGAAAGGGGUGGAGUCUCAUAAGCUGCGACUUCAUUGGACAGCGGGGGGAGACGGCUCUUCCCCAGUGCGCUACUUCACCCUGCAGGCAUUAGAGCUGCCAGACGGCGAGUGGAAGACCCACACAUCCUCCAUCCGUCAUAAUAACACCUCCUGGGAGGUGGAUAGGCUGAAGCCAUACGCCUCUUACAAAUUUAGAAUGAUGGCCACAAAUGAUGUGGGAGACAGUGCCUUCAGCAAAGAAACUGAACCAGUUACCACUCUGCAGGACGUGCCAGAUGAAGCGCCUGUCAUUUUGAACAUCAAACCUUCAACCACAACAUCUGUGAUUGUCCAAUGGCAGCCGCCUGCAGAGGGAACUGUCAAUGGGAUUCUUGUGGGAUAUCGCGUGUAUUACCGGGAACUUCCACGUGAAAACAGUCCAGACGAGCCAUUGACAGCAACCAACCAAUCAACAAUCAGUCCGGAGUUCAGAGCUAAGAGCACUUUUAAGACAGUGAGCAGCCCUUCAUUAACAGAAUUUGAAUUAACGCAGCUCAGCAAGUACAGACGAUACACGAUUGUCCUGACAGCAUUUAAUGUUGUUGGAGAGAGCCCUUCAAGUGCACCUGUUGAGGUGUUUGUGGGAGAAGCAGCUCCUUCAGUGGCUCCUCAGAACAUACAGGUGAAAUCUGUGUCCUCUAGUCAGCUGGAUGUAGAGUGGCAGCCUCCACCUGUCGAAACACAAAACGGAAAUAUUCAAGGAUACAAGAUCCAUUACUGGGAAAAGAACAGGCAGAAUGAGACUGAGAAGGAGCUAGUUUUGUUUGUUCCAGAUACAGCCGUGCACCUGAAGAACCUGACAUCCUACACCAACUACCUUGUGCAACUGUCUGCAUUUAACACGGCGGGGGAUGGACCGCUCAGUGCAGCCCGUGAAGGACGCACCCUGCAGGCUGCUCCUGGAGCACCCAGCCACGUGGUGUUUUCGGAGGUGACAGGAAGCUCCCUGAAUGUGUCAUGGGGAGGUCCUCUGCAGCCCAAUGGAGUGGUGGAAGGCUACAGAGUGGUCUAUGAGCCCACCGCACCAGUUCAUGGUGUCAGUAAGACAGUUACAGUGGAGAUCAAGGGGAACUGGCAACGCUGGCUGAAGGUUCGUGACCUGAUGAGGGGUGUGACCUAUCGCUUCAAGGUUCAAGCCAGAACUAUUAGUUACGGACCCGAACUGGAAGCCAAUAUCACAGCAGGACCAGUGGAAGGCUCCCCCGGUUCGCCCUUGCAGACCUCGGUCACAAAGUCUGCAUCAGCUUUGACGCUUCAUUGGUCAGAGGGCGCAGAAGGGGCGGGACCUGUCACAGGAUAUGUCAUUGAGACUCGUCCAUCAGAUGAAGGAUUAUGGGAUACGUUUGUCAAGCAUCUCCCACCUGGCAGCUUCUCGUACACCAUCAGUCUGGACCGCCUACGCUCAGGUGUGGCCUAUGAAUUCCGUGUCAUCGCUGUCAAUCGUUUCGGUUAUGGCGAUCCCAGUCCACCUUCCACUGCAAUGUCUGCUCUGUCUGAAACACCUUUCUAUGAGGAGUGGUGGUUCCUGAUCGUCAUGGCUUUGAUCAGUCUCAUUUUCAUUCUGAUGGUUGUGUUUGGUUUGCUCCUGUUGGGACAGAACAAGAAGUACAGGAGCUGUGGAACAGGAAAACACAUUACUACAGUAGAGGAGUCUGUAACUCUUGACAAUGGCGGCUUCACGGCUCUAGAGCUGAACAGCAGACAUCUGAAUGUGAAGAGCUCUUUCCUAAAGAAGAAUGGAACAAGAUCUCCUCCACGGCCCAGUCCAGGUGGUCUGCACUACUCUGAUGAAGACAUCUGCAACAGCUACAAUGGGGCUGCUUUAACAGAGAGUACCACGCUUACAGAGAAACCCACUGAGCUGUCAGAGUCAGAGGUCAGCGACAGCGACUAUGAAGACGAGCAGCCCAAGCACUCAUUCGUAAAUCACUACAUGAGUGACCCCACUUAUUACAACUCGUGGAAGCGGCAGUCCAAAGGCGUGAAGACCGGAGGAGGGUACGAGGAAUGUGCCAUGACGGAUGCAGAGGGGGGGUAUUAUCAGACUGUGGUGACCCAGCACAGCGUAGGGGGCGUCUACACCCCCACGGGGCAGCCCGCACCAGGCACACGCACUCCAGUUACUGGCUUUUCCUCAUUUGUCUAAUGAACCGAUGACUUGAAACAAACGAGGAGGCUGGAGACUGGAAGUUGAGCCCUAAAACGGGACGAAUCAAACUGUUGUGCUGGUUCUAAGUUUCUUGUUUUCCCCGAAAUGUGUAUUUUAGGCCUCCUCUCUUUAAGGAAAGGAGGAGAGCAUUGAAGUAUCUUGUUGUUAACGUGUUAAUGAUUUUUGGGUGGAUUUCGGAAGAUUAACCGUGGCCCAGAAGAAGCGGAGACUUCGCACUGUGAGACUCUUUAGUAAGAGGUGGUAUUAAUUUUAAAGACUCAAAGACCCUCAAAGACGGAUGAAGGAAAUUCCUUUGUUAUGAAUUCCCGUUCCAUAGCAACCUUCCGGGAUUAGUCGUGAUGUGUGGGCAAACACACGCUUGAGUGAUUCAUUGAAUCUCGCUCUGAUCUCCAAAACUCGAAUUGAAGUUGAAACAUCAGCGGAAACUUGUACAGUGUGUGGUAGACUGGAACAACAAUGUGUUUUGUGUGGGUUUAUUUUCAUGUUGGGGACGGCCGGCUUCAUUCUGGACAAAAAGCAGCACUGAAAAUACUGCCUUUGCACACGUAUUGCUCUCUUAAACCAAAAGAGUGAUGCUUUAAGCGGGAAAAGAAAAUGAGCGUUUUCUUAGGUUAGCAAUACUGUAUGUAAAAUAUGCUGUAUGUGUGUAUAUUUUUAGGAUCAAUUUUGUACAAAAAGGAAACGUUUUUACUGUAGAGUAGAUUUGUGCCAUGUCGAUGUAGUUCUUUAGUGAUGCCCACAGCCGAUCAUUUCAGCAAGUCACAAUCCAGUGUGUUUGACUGGCUUGCAGUGUAUGUACAAUCCAGUCACCCAGAGAGAUGAUAAGAAAUGUGCCACAUUGUCUCUCCAUCCCAAAUAUACACAGAUUUCUCAUCUGCUUCAAUGUUGAACAAAUAUUUAUUUCAGUUUGAAAGAACAUCAGUGCUAAAUUAAAUAUAGUGCAUGAGAUGGAAAGACGUGUGGUUAAAGAUAUGGGCUGGUAACAUAAGGUUAUAAUGCUAUGGUGAUACAUUCAAGUACUCCUAAGAAUUAAUCAGAAAUUAUAAGUGCAUUAUGAUGCGCAUUCAGGUCAUUUUAGAUAGAAUAAAAAGGUCUCAACUAAACUGCACCAUCAACAGUCAUAAUGAGAACUUGUGAUUGAUUAAAAAAUGCUAAAAAAUAAAAAUAAAAAAAGCAAUAUUGUAGUUGACAUGCUCUUAAGUUGGUAAGGUUCAUAAUUAUGACAUACAAAGUCUAAAUUUUGAGAUACUAUGUCAUAGUUAUGAGAUAAAAAUUAGGGGAUAUUAAAUCAUAAUUAUGAGAUCCAUUUUUGACAAGGCCAAAAUCAUGAGAUAAAAGUUAUGAUAUAAAAUGUCAAAAU